This is a messenger RNA of Paramecium sonneborni, 940 nucleotides long. NCBI's taxonomy places the organism in Eukaryota, Ciliophora, Oligohymenophorea, Peniculida, Parameciidae. The record is from the annotation of a GenBank genome assembly.
AUGAAGAUAUCAAUUUUUGUUAUAUCUAUUAUCAUAAUAAGUGGAACUGAAUGUAUAUCAAAACGAUAAUCUUGUUAAAACCUUUUAACUAAAAAGUAAUGUGAAAAUACUGAUAAUCCUUAUUCAAAAUGCUAAUGGUAUGAAUCAUGUUAAAACUCUUAAUAUUAAUCUUGUUACUAAUAUAUAAAUUAAAUGGAGUGUUAAAAAUCUCCUAAAUAUAAUUAUGUAUGUUAUUGGCAAAAUGGAGCAUGCUUAAAAAAAAUAUAGUAUUAAAAAUAAUAUUGUAAAAAGAAUAGAUGGAGGCAAAAUAUGUGAAGAUAUCGAUAAUUAUUCUAAUUGUAGUUUUUAAAGAGGAAGAACAUUAUUAUGUGCAUGGAGACAUGGUCGUUGUUAAACUAUAUAGAAAUGUUCUUAAAUUACAGACUUUCUAUAAUGUAGAAAUUCUUAUACAAGAGAUAGGUAUUCAAAAUAUGAUUAUAUAAAGAUGCUAAUUUGUGAUUAAUAAUGUAGCUUCUAAUUAAGAGAAAGAGUUUUUGUAUAUUACAGACUUUUUUAAUUUUAACACUUGUAGAAAUUAAGAUUGUUUAUUUAAUACAAUUUAAGGUUGUCCUACAUUUAUAAAUGGCAGAAGAUGUUUUUUAUAAGCAGGAAAAUGCACUUAAUGUUCUUAUUAAACUAAUCCAAUGGAUUGUAUAGCCACAAAAAAAUGUACUUGGUAAAAUUAGGAGUGUUAGAAUAUUAUGUAAAUUCAUUUUCUUAUUAUUUUAGAUGUAGUUAAAUUCAAAGUAAAAGAUUGUGUAAUGAAUUUCAUUACUGUCGAUAUGACUAUACUACAGAACUAUGUUAAAUCAAUAACCAAAACUAUUAGAAUCAUUGUUAUAAUUAUGAUAUUAGUUCUGAUCCCAUUUUAACUAAAUAGGAUAGUUUUUUUGGUUUAUGA